GUCGCAGUCACCAAACUGUCACAUUUGUCUUGUUAUCUAUUUUGUUAAUUUUUAUAAAAACGUUUUGGCUUGUAGUAUAUCGCAUCACUAUUCCAAAUGUGUGUGUUUUGUAUGUUUUUUGUUCUUAUCUCAGGGCUCUAGUUUACUUAUUGAUACAAAAUAAUGUAUACGUUCCGUACUAUCGAAAUAGUUGUUAAAUCGGUAUUAAGAAAAGUCGGAAAUGGCCUUUAACGUUCGAAAGUUUUUUUAUAAGUAUGCUAAGUGGUUAGGAGCUACGGUUUUAACUACAUUUUUCAUUCAAAUUUUAAUUUCAAUCACCCUGUUUCCAACAGUUAACGACAAUUUAUUAAAAAAGUUUGGCCAUACUUCAUUAGAGCGCCAUGAAUUUGGCGAUGUAUCGGCUAGGAAAAUAAAUAAUGCAUAUUCUGAUGAUGAAGAUUUAUCUUCUAAAACUUUGUCUCAAAUUAAGUCUGCUGUGCAUUUGCGAAUUGAAGAAUUAGAUUUUAAGCCUCUAUGUGACAUCAAAAGCAGGGAAGCUGUUUCUGCUAUACAUCGAGCUAAAACUCAAAGUUGUAAACAAGAAAUUGUUAAUAAGACUUGUCUAAUACAAAAUGGAAAUUUUUAUUCAAUAAAAUUGCCCAACAAAUGUCCCUCAAAGGGAAUGAGUUAUGGAAAAUACUAUGGAUGUUAUUUAGAUGAAAAGAAAUUAAGAAUAUUGUCGAGUUUCUAUGGAAGUUAUGCUACAACAAAUACACCUGAAUUUUGUUUAGAUAUAUGCAUUCAAGCUGGGUUCCCUUAUGCUGGUGUACAAUAUGCUUCAGAAUGUUUUUGUGGUGAUGUUCCUCCUCCCGAAUCUGCCAAAACAACUGAAGCAUCAUGUGAUAUGAAGUGUCCUGGAAAUUCUACCAAGAUUUGUGGCGGAUAUUUUACAAUGAAUAUAUAUGAAACUGGAUUAACAAAAUUUGUACCUGUUACUCCAAAACUAUCAAGUAAUGAAAAGGAUUCAGUUCGUAUUGUAUUCCUUUUGACGUUAAAUGGACGCGCAUUAAGACAAGUUCACAGACUGAUAAAUGUACUCUAUAGAAGUCAUCAUUAUUUUUAUAUACAUGUGGAUAAAAGACAAGAUUACAUGCAUCGCAAAUUAUCUACACUAGAGAAAGAAUUUCCAAAUGUAAGGUUGGCGCCAAAUCGUUACGCCACUAUUUGGGGGGGAGCGUCUUUGUUGAAGAUGCUACUUUCUUCAAUGAAGGAUUUCAUGUCAUUAGGUUGGCAGUGGGAUUAUGUUAUUAAUUUGAGUGAAAGUGAUUUCCCUAUUAAAUCUCUGGAAGAAUUGGAAACAUUUCUGUCAGUUAAUAAAGGAUUAAAUUUUGUUAAAUCACAUGGUCGUGAAGUACAAAGAUUUAUUAAAAAGCAAGGCUUGGAUAAAACUUUUAUUGAAUGUGAAACUCACAUGUGGCGCGUUGGCGAAAGGAAAUUGCCACAAGGAAUCAUUGUAGACGGUGGCAGUGAUUGGAUAGCUCUUUCACCUGAAUUUGUUUCAUAUGUAGUUGGGAAACAAGAUGAAUUAUUGAAUGGUUUAGACAUUAUUUUUCAACACACCCUAUUACCCGCAGAAUCGUUUUUUCACACUGUCUUAAGGAAUUCAGAAUUUUGCAACACAUAUGUGGACAAUAAUCUUCAUGUUACAAACUGGAAAAGAAAAUUAGGUUGUAAAUGUCAAUACAAACAUGUCGUGGAUUGGUGUGGGUGUUCGCCGAAUGAUUUCAGGACUGAAGAUUGGCCAAGAAUACAAAAUACACUCAAUCGACAAUUAUUUUUUGCUCGUAAAUUUGAGCCUGUUAUAAACCAAGAAGUUAUAACAAGAGUUGAACAAUUAAUAGGAUUUACAGACCAUUACCGCAUCCACAAUCUAGAAGGAUAUUGGCAAAAUAUUUAUGACAUUAAGGACUUGCCCGCUGGUACUGACGAUACUCUAUUGUCUCACGCGGGAAGCAUUCUACGCCAAAAUGCCAAGAUCUUAUUACAAGAAGAAUGUUCUAUAGAACUUGGUGAAGUUCAUGAAAUAAAUUUGUAUAAAUAUGCAGAUGUUUACAAAGGUAACUUAAUUUUAUACAAAGCUUUAAUUCAGAAUGAACAUGAAGUAUUUGUUGAAACCUGGUAUAAACCAAAAUAUUAUUUAGAAAUCAAUUCUAAAAGUCAAUAUAGUGAUAUUGUUAAAAUAUUUAAAGUUAGUUCAGAUUAUGAUCAAAAAGAAAUGACUUUUAGAAAUUUCGGUAGUAUUUUAGGGCCCCUGUCUGAACCAGUUUUGAUAUAUCAAUUCUCCCAGACUGAAAAACUUAACGAGAACUUAACUGUUGUAUUGCUGGAUCCGGCAGGUGUUAUAGCCGAUGUAAAUACAAUUUAUAGAGAAGAAAACAAUUUAACAAAUUUCAUCAAAUGGAAUGUGAAGAGUCCGCUUUUGCCAGGUGUGUGGAAAGUGGCUUUACUAGAACAAAACUAUGUUCUGAUAGCUGUCACAAAAUUCCUUGUAACUCCAUUAGAAUAUUUCUCAGGUAAAGAAAUGUCACAUCAAGAAACAAGUUUAAUUCAUAGUGGAUCAAUGAAUUCAUAUAAGAAUUAUUCCCAUAUAAAAGACAUUGAUUUAUUUCCAAGUGCAAAGGAUAGUUUAUUACUUCAAGAACUUGCAUUUUCAAAUGUCAAAAGAAUUGGACAUGAUCUAAGAGAGUGGAUUGAUAGUUUGAAUGUUGUAUUUUAUGAUAUAUUAGGAUCGUGUAUAAGUAGUGACAAUAUUAAAAUUAAACAAAUAUGUGGGAAACAUAAAUUUCGGGAUUGUAUUUCAAGUGACUGGAGUUCUUUAUCAGCAGACCCUAAAGGGACCAUUGGUAAAUUAAACGUGAGGAGUGGUCGCUUAGAAAGAAUAUGACAACAUAUCAUUGGUUAAACAUUAUAUAUGGUUAAUAUUUGACUGAUUA
This is a messenger RNA of Papilio polytes (common Mormon), 2972 nucleotides long. It is a transcript of the gene oxt, whose product is annotated as xylosyltransferase oxt. Gene Ontology annotation, cellular component: membrane. The transcript is spliced from 4 exons. The record is from RefSeq and is a predicted model, not a curated record. Gene Ontology annotation, biological process: heparan sulfate proteoglycan biosynthetic process; chondroitin sulfate proteoglycan biosynthetic process. The coding region runs from base 221 to 2923 and encodes 900 amino acids. Gene Ontology annotation, molecular function: protein xylosyltransferase activity. NCBI's taxonomy places the organism in Eukaryota, Metazoa, Arthropoda, Insecta, Lepidoptera, Papilionidae.